Molecule: messenger RNA, 1967 nt
Organism: Athalia rosae (coleseed sawfly)
Lineage: Eukaryota; Metazoa; Arthropoda; Insecta; Hymenoptera; Athaliidae
Exons: 2
Coding region: 107-1630 (507 amino acids)
Source: RefSeq, a predicted model, not a curated record
GCUUGUCCCCCAGUAUAGGCGACUCAUUCCUUCAGUCAAAAUCAUCACACCGUGCCGACAACAUCGGAACCGAAUUAUAGUUAAAAGUCGUCAGAAGCAACUCAGGAUGAAAGCUUUCGUGCUUCCCCUGAUUUGGGGCACGUUACUCCUGGUAUCAGAGAUCGAUUGCGGAGCGGUUGGUAAAGCUUGGGACAUCUCGCCCAGUUCAUCUUCUGAUUUAUCGGAUCGUCCGAGUUGGCUUCGCCCGCAGGAUUCAUCAGGAUCUAGAUUCGGAUCAGCUUUCGAAAUUCGAAGUGUGAGCGGAGUUGGCCAUCUAACGGUACCCAGGAGUACGAUUCCGCGAGAAAUUUUGAAUCAAAGGAGUCGACGUGAUAUCGAAGAUUUCGAAGAAACUCCUCAGGAGUAUUUCGAGGAUCCGAAUUUUCAAUACUUUCUUCGCAACCGUCGGGGACUCAAGGACGUCGAGGAAUUCGAGGAGACUGAGGACGACGGCUGGAUCGACUACGAAAGAUUCAAAAGAAACGUAGAACUGGUGGAAAAUCCCACAAUGCAUCACUUCACCAUACCGCAUAUUGAAAACCUCAGGAAACCGCGAGUUCGAAGAGAGGCGGAACCGACAAAAAUGGAAAAGAUAUCGGGAACUAAAAGCGUGAGGGAGGCGCGUUUGAAUUCGCCCGAAACUUGGUCGAAGCAACCAAUUUCCAUUGAACUUCGUCGCCGCAGUAACUCGGACCAGUUGAAUAUCUACGAUAAGGAAAAUCAAGCGGUACGCGGAAGUCAUCAGGCGCCAAAGGCGGACUUCGUAACCGGACAUCGCAGGGACUUCCCGGAGAGUCGAGAAUCCAGGGAAAUGCCCGCUCUGGUCAGGGCCUAUCCUGACUACGUUCCUCUAUUUCAAGAGAAAGUUAGAGAGCGUGAUUUCGACGUCCACAUACCCAGGAGGUACAACUUCGGGAGUGAUCGAGAUUUCGACGGUCGGCGACCGGGAGACAGUCCGUAUUAUUACAACCGCUACAACCAGGAGGACAUAAGGCCCUACGGCAGAGCGUUGAAUCCAUCAAAACCAAAAAGAAUUAUAUACUACGCUCAUCUCCCCGAAGUAGCGAGGAAGCCGGUUGACCUCAGAAAUUACCGAGGUUACCCGUACGACGACAUAAUGGUCAGAUCGCCUCCAGUAGCUGUUGCUAGUUCCACGUCCUACAGUCGUACUCCUGGAAAUAGGGACCCCAAUAAUUAUCGUUACAGGAUUCAGUAUCCAUAUGACGCUUACAGACCCUACCGUAGCGACCCUUACAGGCGUCCUUACGACGGUUUAUAUCAAUCCAGAACCGAUGAAGACCAUUAUCCUGAUCGUGCAGCGCUGAAGGAAGACACUGAAAGAGAUAAGGAGAGUGAAAGGGAGAUUAUGGAAAACAAGAGUUACGACAGGGUGUCCGACAGGGCAGAAGCCAGGCUACCAUGGCCAGUCCAGGUCGGAACUCAAGUCAAUGUUAAAGAUGACGAAAGAAUUCCGGGACGCAGGAUAUUCGGACAGAAUGACGAUGACUACGAAAGGUACCAUGUAAGCGCGAAACUUCAGACCGCUCCGGAGUCUGGAAAUUCGGAUGAUCAGCGAAAGAGCGAUCAGUAGCAUCAUUUUCUUUUCUUUUUCUCUUUCAGAAGGCUGUAGAACUGUAGUUUAAAAAAUAUUCAUAGGGGUAAAAAAAUGCGCCUAAGUCUUAUCGUGAUUAUAGCUGUUAAAGACGUGAUACGUUGUAGUUAAAUAUGGUUUUCAUGACGGUGUGGGUAUAUUUUACGUUUUCAUUUGUGUGAAGAUUGGCCGCUUUCCAUUUUGCAAAUAUCAUUGAUCAUAAAUAAAAAUGGAAUUAGGCCAUCGCAUAUUUUGAACGGGGGAUGUCAUUCUAUAGAUUUAUUAUUUUAUUUAUAAAACACGAUUUGUAAACUCGAUUAAAAGUAGUAAAAAAUGC